This is a messenger RNA of Ambispora gerdemannii, 737 nucleotides long. NCBI's taxonomy places the organism in Eukaryota, Fungi, Glomeromycota, Glomeromycetes, Archaeosporales, Ambisporaceae. The record is from the annotation of a GenBank genome assembly.
AAGUGGUUGAGAAAAUUUCUUUAUCCGAAGUUGUCGAUUAUGUCACCAGCAAAGCCACUAAUCUUGAGCACGAUGACAUGCUGUCCUUCGAUCUUUGCAUUGAGCUUGAUAAUGUAUUGGUUACUGCACAUGAUGCAAAGAAUAUGAUAAAGUUAAUAGUGGAUGAGAUUGAGGGAUUUGAUGGAUAUGAUUGGAUAUUCACAACUGGACCUGAAAUGUCAUUACGCCAUUGUGGAUUCAGUAUAUUUUAUCUUGCAUAUUCACAGUGCCGUGAACUUGAGUCAAGAGAAGCAAUGAUUGGAUUUCAUCAUAAUAUUCAGCAUGAGAAACCUGUUGAUAUUACUACCCCACCAGAAGUAAAGCGUGAAAUUAUGCAAAAUCUUCACAUGGAUCCCUGGUUAACAUCUUGCCAGCACUUUUAUAAAUCAGAUGAAGAUCAUGUAGUUUCUGCGCGCCACUUUUUGAAAGGGUCCCAUACUGUUGCCAGUGAGCUUUGUUUCAAUUGGAAUACUGACUUGGUUACAGCGAUUGGAUUCACAACCCCUUUAUUAGCUGGGCUAUUACCAUUGUCGAGUAUACAUUGUGACGCGACUUACAAAACGACCAAAGGACACUUCGAACUCUACGGGAUUAUCGGUAACAUUGAGAGUGCAGGAUUUCCAGUAGCAUAUCUCAUUUUGAAUACUACGAAGGUGCCAAACAAUGAAGAACAAACAGGAUUACGAACAAUGGCACUU